AGCUGCCUGCCUGUGUGAAUCGGAGCGAGCGACGCGAGGGUGGGCCGGCCUGCUUCUCCGCAGUCUCCAUUUUGCUGCUGAUACUGUUGCAACCCUUCUUUCUCUGCUGCUCCCCAGCACUUAUCUUGCACCCGGCCAUGCCUGUCUGAACGAGCAGAGAGUGCGUCCGAACACACGAGCCGAUUCGACAACACGCCGAGUGACAGGGAACACACACACACUCACCACUCUGCUCUUGACUCACUUGCUGCCCUCUGUGCAACCUUAGGGACGCCAGGAUGAAGAACAUACAGGAAAAGCUGAACAACGUGGACAAAGACGCGCUGCGCAGGGACGGCCUCAGUCUGUUCUCCAAGCUUAUUCGGACAAAGAAUGUGGCCAGUCUGCAAGAGGCGGCCGAAUCGCGACAGACACAGUCGAGCGGUGGCAAACCCAGAUUACAGAAAUGCCUUGACACAUUAGACCUGACGUCGUUAGGCGUCGGCAGCUGCGUAGGCACAGGAAUGUAUUUAGUCGCCGGAAUGGUAGCUAGGAAAAUAGCGGGGCCUGGUGUCAUUAUUUCCUUCAUCAUCGCCGCAGUAGCAUCCAUAUUUUCAGGUGCUUGUUACGCCGAGUUUGGAGUCCGCGUUCCGCACACGACAGGCUCAGCUUACAUGUAUAGCUACGUGACGGUGGGCGAGUUCAUCGCCUUCGUCAUCGGCUGGAACAUGGUCCUCGAGUACUUGAUCGGCACGUCGGCUUGCGCGUGUGCGCUCAGCGCGUGUUUCGACGCGCUCGCCAACGGCGCCAUCAGCUCUGCGAUGGCAAACAGUAUCGGCACCUUUUUCGGUCGCCCGCCUGAUUUCCUCGCCUUUUUCAUCACGCUGGUCAUGAUGGUGAUCAUGGCGGCCGGCGUGAAGAAAUCUCUCAUUUUCAAUAACAUCCUGAAUGUUAUCAACCUGGCUGUGUGGGUAUUCAUCAUGUCUGCCGGAAUGUUUUACGUUGACUCCAAGAACUGGACGGAGCACAAGGGAUUCCUCCCCUACGGCUGGUCGGGGGUACUGACCGGGGCAGCAACCUGUUUCUACGCGUUCAUCGGCUUCGACAUCAUCGCAACAACCGGCGAGGAGGCCACCAAUCCCAAGAAAUCGAUCCCCUACGCCAUCGUGACCAGCUUAGCCAUUAUACUCGCGGCUUACGUCACCUCUUCCAUGAUGCUGACUCUUAUCGUUCCAUACGAUGAGGUGGAUCAAGACUCAGCAUUGGUCGAGAUGUUCGGCCAGGUGGGCGCGUACAAAUGCAAGAUAGUUGUGGCGAUCGGUGCCUUGGCGGGGCUGACAGUCUCCAUGUUUGGCUCCAUGUUCCCCAUGCCGAGGAUCGUGUACGCCAUGGCCAAAGACGGACUUAUUUUCAGAGAUUUGUCCCGAGUGCUUCCUUUCACCGGCACCCCAGUGCUGGCCACAUUGUGUUCAGGUGUGGCGGCGUCGCUGGCCGCCCUGUUAAUUCGACUUGAGGUCCUUGUAGAAAUGAUGUCUAUUGGCACUCUGUUAGCGUACACCCUAGUGUCGACGUGUGUGUUGAUCCUACGGUAUCAGCCGCACACGACCAACCUGAUGGACCUGCUGCCCGAGGCGUUGCGCACGCCGAUGCGGCGCUCGCCGAGCAAAGAGAUGGCCAAUGGGCAGGCCAUCUACGGCGACCAGCUGCGGCCCGAGGACCUGCGCAGCGCCCUCGAGGUCGGGCCGGGUGGACACCAGCCAAUGAUGUCCGGCUUCAUGAUUGGACAUGCUAGCCAAGCGAUGGGCACGAACCAGAAGGUGCUGGUGCGGCGGGUAACGCGCGGCUCGCCAGACAGUGACGACACGUUCCCCGAAAAUGACUACGAAGGGGACGAGUACCUGGUUUCAGACCGGUGCGAGAACAAGUUCUACGGCUCGCUUCCGGGCGGCGCAGUUGGCGGACAGACGCAGAGCGGCGGCGUGGUUGGCGGGCUGGCGGCGACAGUGGGCGACGCCGUGGGCGCGGCGCCCGGCGCCCAGGCGCUCGGCGGCUUCCUCAGCGGGCUCAAGCGGCGGAUCGUGCAGACGCUGGCCUACGUGUGCCCCGGCCUCUUCCCCUGGGUCGAUCAGGGCCCGGCCACCGAGGAGACCGGCAUGUACGUGAUGAAGAUGGUCGGACUGCUCUACUUGUUCAUCCUUGUUUUUGACCUUAUCGUGGUGGCCGGCGUCGCCAGUGGCGCCGGCGGCUGGACCUUCUUCUUCCUCAUUGUUUUCUUCUGUGCCAUCCUCGGCGUGCUCCUCAUCAUUUCGCGCAAGCCGCAGAACAAGAAAGUUCUCAUGUUCACAACGCCCGGCUUGCCUUUUGUGCCAGCUAUCGCAGUUACUGUGAAUAUCUACCUCAUUUUUAAGCUCUCCAUUCUGACGCUAGUGCGGUUUACCGUCUGGAUGUCAAUAGGCUUCAUAGUGUACUUUAGAUAUGGCAUCAAGAACAGCACGCUGCAGAAGGAGCAGGAUGAGGCAUCGGGCAUGGGCGGCGAGGACUCGAUGCACAACAUCGAGUUGUCGGUGACGAAGCCGCAGGCGCCGUUGGUGCCCCCGCAGGCGCCAUCGCGGACGGCGGAGCCGCCACCCACCUCCGCGGCGCCUUACUACGCGCCCGGAGGCGGCAUCAACAACAUGGGCAUGGUCCUGGACGAGUCGCAGUUCCCUUCGUGGGACGACUAAAUAAAGUUGAAACGGCUGAGCACACUGUAUAAAAACGCAUAGACGAGAAAAAAUAACUUGAGCAGCCGAUCAACUGACGAAAAAUGAGUUGUCCCCAGGAGUAUACAUACGUUGUAGUUGUGUUUAGAGCAUUAGACGCCGGACACUUUAGCGGGACGCAAGUCUCACAGUCGACAGUUAGGCCUUCGGGGCCUCGGGUCACGGCACUGGUCCGAGAAUCCGCGUGAUUUUAGUUCCCGUUAUUGAUUUAAAACGUCGCCAGUGCCGUAGCCCUUCCUCCAAAGGCGUUACUUUGUAAGAACUAAUCUCGGAAACCCCUUUUUUGUUCGUAGUCAGUUUAGCAUAUCUGAAGACGAGUCGUAAAUUGUAUGUACUUGUGAAAUAAGGACUUGGGUGUAUUUCGAAAAGACUUGAUUUAGUUAGCAGGCACCAAUGAUCUCUAAAAGAUAAAUAUAUAUAUAAUUGUUAAGACGCGAACUAUACCAGUCAUAUCAAAAUCACCGCCAGUGUUGCACCCUUUCGUUCAGGAUGCCAAAUUUUAUUAUGAGCAUGAAAGUUUCACGGUCGGAACUUUUAGUUAAAUUGCAUCAAUUUGUAUAAAAAAGAACAAAGACUGCGUCGUUUCUUGAGCGAAUGCGUGUAAAUUUGCAUCCCCUCUUCUAAUUAAUUGCUUCAAACGGACAUGGACACGGUUGAACUAAUGUGUCGGUAUAAAUCUGCAAAUCUGAGCGCCAUUCGAUUUUUAAAAUUAGCGGACAAACGCUGGACUAAGAGAGCGGCCAGUGCUUCAUGACGGUCUUUAAAAGUUUUUAAAUUUAAAGAUUUGGAACAUCUAUUGUCCUGAUUUUUGGAUUCUUGCACCAGUAAAUAAUUAAAUAAUAACAACGGAAAAUGAACCAAGCAGUUCAACAUCCUGAGCAUUGACGACGUCACAAUGUCCUGGUUGCUUACAUCCUUUGUCCAGCCCAAAUUUUAACGUGAAGGCUGAAUUUAAAAAAAUAAAUCCAGUGGUGCUCUGACUUUCUAAUUUUUAAUCGAGCAUAUCAUUUUAAUUUAUAUUUUUAGUUUGAACUAUUAGUUUUCGACGUCUAUGUCCUUAAAACUCGUUUGUCCGCGUGGAGGGCGCAGCGCUGGCAGCGAAUCCAAACGUUCUCUCUCUACACUGUAAAGACGAGUGGAUCUAUUUUCACGAGACGCAGUUAUCUAAAAUCAGAGGACAUUCGGGAGUGUUUAGUUUUGCGGAAGCAAAAAGAGAGCGACUUUUGAAACUCCAUAUUAUAUAUUUUGAUAAAACUCAAUUGAUACAAAGUGCGAAAUGCUGGGAAACGACUUUUUAUUGCAGUUAAUUGAAGAAAUUCAUCGGGAGGGAUCUUCAUUCUCACGAAACAAAAAAGAAUAAAAUGAAAAGAUGUUCAUCUGAUUUCUGCGGAAAAGUAAUAACGGUGAUAUUUACAAGUAACGUGUUGAAUUUAAUGAUAAAAGCAGUGAUUCUCGGUGUUUGUAAAUAAUUCAAGAGUUUUGUUUUAUGUGAGCGGAGGCGUGAAAGUACUAGGAUUAAAGUAAUAACACAACAUCUGUUUCUGCAAAUCGUUAUAGCAAAAGUAAACAGAUAAACUCACACUCUCCUGUUACAAACUCUGAAUCUCUAUUACAUGUUUGUGAUUGUUACAACGUAUAACUUUACAACAGAAAAGUAUAAAUAUAUCUAUAUUAUGAAUGUUCACACUCACACACGUAUCAAAAGCGUUAAGUAAACUAAGCAGCGCGGUUUUCACUCUGGCCCUUCCAGCGGGCCAAGAGCAAAAGAAACCGCGACAAGAAAACAACAUUCCACACGGAACUUCCUUACAUUGAUCGCUGUUUGUCCAGAAUAUAUGUGCGUUUGAAUGCCCCUCGAUGGUUUUAUCAGUACGUGUAAAAAAAGGGAAAAGAUCGUUACGAACCCCGCGUCUAUCAAUGUGCAUGUUUGUUGAAACUCCAUUGUCGUGCUGCCCUCUUGAAGCAAACUGCGAAAUCCGUUCCAAAAGCAUGCGGUUGACUUUUUAUUAGUUAGUCCUCUGUCCUCUCCGAAAAUGAGACUGCUCUUUACACUAUUUCAUUUCUGAUACGUCUAAGUGGCAUUAUUAUCGUCAGCACAAUUUUUGCACUACAACUUUUCACACUUAAGUAACGGCUAGAUUAAUCAGUUGACAUAGCUAUUAUACUAUUCACCUCUCGAAAAGAGGGAAAACUUAGUAUAUCAUUUGCCACUUCACGUGUCUUUGCGAGGUUUAUUUCUCCCUUCUACUUUGGGUGGAGGGGAAAAUACCACUAAAAUUUAACAAAUGUCUGCAUCUUUGUGUGAUUCCUUCAGCAAAUUUCUCAAUUUAUGUGCUUGUGAUCAGGGUAUUUUCCACCACUUUCCAUCUCUUCUAAAUGUGCCUCUAAGUGUGAUUUCCUCGUUACGUGUUGUUGAAAAGAAUACUCUGCAACCUGGCAAUGCCCAAAAUUGGGGGAAAGCAAUGAGAGUUUACAAAGGAACAAUAAAUAAUACUAACUCAGCAGGAAAAGCAAUCAAAGAAUAAAAUUUUUGGGCUUUGCCGUGCCGGUCAUUUUAGUUGUCGUCUCUUCCUCUUUGAAUACGCAUAAUCUCAUCCAAAAUACUCAUCGUCAGUGUUGUUCCGAUAUAUUCCGAUGCGAGUGGUAACUGCGAGAAAAAACGUUCACAAAUAUAAUACCUAUCAAUGUUGUUUACUGACAAAAACUGAAACUAACGCGUUAAGGAGUUACGUAAAAGUUAAGGUGACAAGCUGUAAAAAGUAACACGAUCGCAAGAGGCGACGCUGAAAAGAAAUACUAAAAAAUAUAAAAAUAUAUCAAAUAAGUGCCGAAAGUUGUUUAACUUGCGAGCAGUUACGAUGUGCGUGUAAUACACUAUUUUUCGUUGAUUUAUUCAUUUGAAAACGUUAUUGUUAUUACCGCGUAAGCUAAAGAAAUUACAAAAAGUUUUUCGAUCAGCAAAAUGGAGAUUAGUAGCCGCAAUAAGCGAUGAUGAAAAAUAUGACACACUCCUGAGACUUGAAGAAACGAGAGAGAAAGAAACUAUAACUAUAUAAAAAUGUACAUAUAGCGAAUAAAAGGAUCAUAAAAUAAAAUCUCACAGACACACUCACAUACUACAAAUACGUGUAAAAAGGUAAUCAUCCUGAAAUGAAAAACCCUCACGCAUAAUUUUAAUUCUCCUCUCAUUCCACUGUUGCGUUUGUUCAUUUCGUAUUGACGACUGUAUGUUGUGAUUUAUUGAUAUAUGAAAAAUUAUUGACAAUGUAAUUGAUGGAUGUUGACAGUUCAUCAAUCAUCUCGACGUCUUUUUUCAAAUUGUUUGUUUUAUAUAACCAUUAAAUUUGAGAUUUAAUAGGCAAUAAUUAACGAAAAUAAACAUAAAACUCAAUCAUGCG
Messenger RNA from Cloeon dipterum, 6139 nucleotides. Its product is annotated as solute carrier family 7 member 14. Gene Ontology annotation, molecular function: amino acid transmembrane transporter activity. The record is from RefSeq and is a predicted model, not a curated record. The transcript has 12 exons. Gene Ontology annotation, biological process: amino acid transport; transmembrane transport. NCBI's taxonomy places the organism in Eukaryota, Metazoa, Arthropoda, Insecta, Ephemeroptera, Baetidae. The coding region runs from base 279 to 2702 and encodes 807 amino acids. Gene Ontology annotation, cellular component: plasma membrane.